UUCCGGCGGCGGACGAAUUGGAGAACACUCCAUACACCGUCCACUUCGGGCCAUGUAAACGGCCUCUUUGUACCCCCCUGUUGCCAUCAAAUCCCUGGCACAUGCUCACGAGCCCACAGGACAGUAGAGGGGACAUUGCUACGGAUGUGGGUGGUAAUGGUGUCACUCCUUUAAAUCUCGGACGCCCCGCCUGCUCCCACCCCGCCCCGACUUUGACUGUAGAAAGCCCCACCCACUUGUCUGAAACUGGAGCCUAUUGGCUCCCUCUGGAAAAGCCUGUGGGCGGAGUUGGGGUGGGUGGCGGUGAGGGAAGAUAGAAGUGCUGUCUGACCCUGCUGGACUCCUUCGCGAGCUUCGGGGACUAGAACGCGCAGGCGCAAAUGCACAGCGCGGACCCCCACGAAGAAGCCAGGGCGCUGAGGGUCCAGGCUCCAGCUUGUUCCCUGCUACAUCAACUGGAGGAGAAAAGUUUGUGAAUUGGGCCCCCAAGUUUUGGGGGACCCGGGCUUGCGGCGUGGGGUGACAGAGGAGGCUCGUUGGAGCUUCCCCCAUGGAGCCUAUCCAGCCUGCAGAGGAACUCAGCUUGACCCAGCAGUCCCCCACCCCAGAAUUUGGGGACCCUGAAGACCCAGGGGAUGAGACCCUUGAUGGCUCAGACACGGUGGUGCUCAGCCUCUUCCCCUGCACCCCGGAGCCCGGGAAUCCUGAGCCAGAUGCUGGCGCCUCCUCACCUCAGGCAGGCAGCUCCCUGAAGCACUCCACAACACUCACCAACCGGCAGCGGGGGAAUGAAGUCUCGGCCCUGCCAGCCACCCUGGACUCCCUGUCCAUCCACCAGCUUGCGGCCCAGGGGGAACUGAGCCAGCUGAAGGAGCAUCUGAGGAAAGCAUGGCGGGGAGUGGGCAGGGGUGCAGUCCAGUGCUAUCACACCCUCCUGCCAGGUGACAACCUCAUCAACAAGCCAGAUGAGCGCGGCUUCACCCCCCUCAUCUGGGCCUCGGCCUUUGGAGAGAUCGAGACCGUCCGCUUCUUGCUCGAGUGGGGUGCUGACCCCCAUAUCCUGGCCAAGGAGCGGGAGAGCGCCCUGUCACUAGCCAGCACAGGCGGCUACACGGACAUUGUGGGGCUGCUGCUCGAGCGCGACGUAGACAUCAACAUCUAUGACUGGAAUGGAGGGACACCACUGCUGUACGCUGUGCGCGGGAACCACGUGAAGUGCGUGGAGGCCUUGCUGGCCCGAGGAGCUGAUCUCACCACUGAGGCUGACUCCGGCUACACCCCAAUGGACCUCGCCGUGGCUCUGGGAUACCGGAAAGGUCAGCCUCAGACGCAUGGGGUAGACAGUGCUGUAGGCGGGGUGACCACAGAGGGUACAUGGAACAUCCCACUUAGAUGUCAGAUUCCGGCAGCAAGAGUGUUCACAUUAGCAAACAUUGAGUGCCACUGUAUAUCUAGCCAGGGCACGUGCUAGGCCUGACUCUCGGAGGCUCCAGGUGUACUGAGGGUGGGUAUGUCAGUGACUGGGGCCGCUCAGGAACUGAGAGGCCCAAAAGAGGCCCUGGCCCACAUCAGGAUGGAUGGGAGUCAGGGAGGGCUUCCUAGGGACCCAAGGAGAGGGAGGAUGGUCCAGGCUGGAGGAACAGCACAUGCAGAGACUUGGCAGGCUGAGAAUGCCCAGAGGGAGGGAGCCAGGUCACAGUGCAGAGAGCCAUGAAGGCCACCCUCUCUGAGGCAGGAGGUGGGCAUGAGCAGAGGCUGUAGGCAGACCUGUUUGACUCCCCACUUCCCCACCCAUAAAACUGAUAGAUCCUAACAAAACCAACCACCUGGGGUCAAUGGGGGGUAUUGAGGGCUUGGGAAAUAUCCCCUCCUUGUUUCAAGGAGUGUUACUGUAUCAUGGGACAGAAAAGUCAAUCCUCAUGGCCCCUCUUGUCCUUUCAUAAACAUCACAAUUCGCCAAUUUUGUUUGGUAAGGAAUAUUUUCGUGAGGCCAAAGUCUCCAAAAAUGCAUUUUUACAAACUUAGGGGAAAUUGAGGUUCCUGGGAUGGGGGCCUCAGUCUUCCCAACUGUGGCCUGAGAGGGGCGUGGAUUUCCCUGUGUAUGAAGUGGAU
Hipposideros armiger (great roundleaf bat) is the source of this 2112-nucleotide messenger RNA. RefSeq names its product regulatory factor X associated ankyrin containing protein (gene RFXANK). Gene Ontology annotation, molecular function: protein binding. Lineage: Eukaryota; Metazoa; Chordata; Mammalia; Chiroptera; Hipposideridae. Gene Ontology annotation, cellular component: nucleus. The transcript has 9 exons. Bases 551 to 1471 code for a protein of 306 amino acids. The record is from RefSeq and is a predicted model, not a curated record. Gene Ontology annotation, biological process: positive regulation of transcription by RNA polymerase II.